AAUGAUUUGAGAUGAUAAGCAUCUAAACAAUACAUGGGUGGGCCUCAUUACCUCACUAAUUGCCCAAAUGAGACAAGAAGAGUACCUCUACCCAUUCCCUACGCAUUAACUCGACCAAGGACUUCCAAGAGAGAGAAAAGAAGCUCUAAUUUCACCCUCCAUUGCAGCAAAACGAGCUCAAGCAAGGUUGGUCCAAGGAAGAGGAUUGAAGAAGGAAAAAGUUAGGAAAAGUGAGAAGGAUUAAGGAACUUGUCUAAGGUAUUCCUAGAUCUUUCAUGGAGUUGAAAGCGUCGCCGGAAUAAUCACCGGAGCUAGACAAAGUUCGCCGGAGUUUCACCGGAGUUCAACCGGGAGGGUAUAACUUCUUAAAGGCUUCACUAAGAUGAUGAUGAGCCAAUGCGCGAAGAGGCUUGGCCGAUCGGCCCCGCGCUAUUUCUCCACGGCGAUUUUCCGUCCGGCGACUACGGCCGCCAGGGGUGCCGGGGCCGGUGGCGCAUUCUUCACUGGGAACCCGGGUGUGACUUCUGAGGAAGCGCUGGUGACGUGGAUGAGGUUCCCUGCCAUGGGAUCCAGAAGGAUGGGCACGGUGGCGCUUGGCGACAAGCAGCAAGGCGAUAAGAAAAGCGAGCAGAGCACCGCCGCCGCCAGUACCAGCCCUAGUGGUGGGGAAAUUGUUAGUUAUUGGGGAGUUCCGCCGUCUAAAAUUUCCAAAGAGGAUGGCACAGAAUGGAAGUGGAGCUGUUUCAGGCCAUGGGAGACAUACAAGGCCGAUUUGAACAUAGAUCUGAAGAAGCAUCAUGUCCCCAUCACAUUCUUAGACAAAUUCGCAUACUGGACAGUCAAGUCUCUCAGAUUUCCCACCGAUAUCUUCUUCCAGAGGAGGUAUGGAUGUCGUGCAAUGAUGUUGGAGACGGUGGCUGCCGUGCCCGGCAUGGUCGGAGGGCUUCUGCUUCACUGCAAGUCCCUCCGGCGAUUCGAGCGCAGCGGGGGCUGGAUCAAAGCACUGCUGGAAGAAGCGGAGAACGAGAGGAUGCAUCUGAUGACAUUCAUGGAGGUUUCUCAGCCGCGGUGGUACGAGCGUGCUCUCGUGUUCGCCGUCCAGGGCGUCUUCUUCAACGUCUACUUCCUGACCUACGUCAUGUCCCCCAAGCUGGCUCACCGCAUCGUCGGGUACUUGGAGGAAGAGGCCAUUCAUUCAUAUACAGAGUUUCUCAAGGAGCUUGACAAGGGUAAUAUCGAGAACGUGCCUGCUCCGGCCAUCGCCGUCGAUUACUGGCGCCUCCCGCCGAAUUCAACUCUCCGGGAUGUUGUCAUGGUUGUCCGGGCUGACGAGGCCCAUCACCGCGAUGUCAACCACUUUGCUUCUGAUAUUCAUUACCAGGGACAACAACUUAAGGAUUCUCCAGCUCCUCUUGGAUACCAUUAAAACGUAACUGAACUCAUGUCUGGUCAUCUAUGGCACCACUAAUUGAGGAAUCAGAAACAUUUUCCCUCAACUUUUUGCGUGGAAUUUUUUGUUUGCUUUCGGGGUUACUUUAUAUGGAUCAUACACUUCGAAAUGUAUACAGUUAAGGCAUGAAUGCAUGUGUUGUGACUGUGUGAGUGUUUAUAUGUUCUAUCCAAUAAAUUGUUAUCCA
Molecule: messenger RNA, 1637 nt
Organism: Cuscuta europaea
Lineage: Eukaryota; Viridiplantae; Streptophyta; Magnoliopsida; Solanales; Convolvulaceae
Source: the annotation of a GenBank genome assembly